Pseudoliparis swirei is the source of this 2061-nucleotide messenger RNA. It is a transcript of the gene slc25a55a, whose product is annotated as solute carrier family 25 member 55a. Gene Ontology annotation, molecular function: L-glutamate transmembrane transporter activity; L-aspartate transmembrane transporter activity. Gene Ontology annotation, biological process: aspartate transmembrane transport; malate-aspartate shuttle; L-glutamate transmembrane transport. NCBI's taxonomy places the organism in Eukaryota, Metazoa, Chordata, Actinopteri, Perciformes, Liparidae. The coding region runs from base 195 to 1193 and encodes 332 amino acids. The transcript is spliced from 10 exons. The record is from RefSeq and is a predicted model, not a curated record.
GAAAUUUCCACUCUCUCUUCGCUGCUAUAUGAGCAGACGUCCCCCUCCACACGGAAACAGAAGUAGCGGUUUGAAAGAAUCUGAAGAACUCCUUCGAAUCAAACUUUUGGACUCAACUCAUUGAUUUCACUGAAGAACACUUGGAUCUACAAGCACCAGUUUACACUUCUGUCUUUCCUUAUUUCAACAGCAUCAUGUCUCAGAAGCAGAUCAGCCUCCCAGCAAAGCUCAUUAAUGGCGGCAUUGCCGGCAUUGUUGGGGUUACUUGUGUCUUCCCCAUUGACUUGGUGAAGACCAGGUUGCAGAAUCAGAGACAAGGUCAGCAGGUCUACAAGAGCAUGGUGGACUGCCUUGUCAAAACAGUGCGGUCAGAGGGGUUCUUUGGCAUGUACAGAGGCGCUGCUGUAAAUUUGGCACUGGUCACCCCUGAGAAGGCAAUUAAACUGGCUGCUAAUGACCUCUUCAGGCAUCACCUCUCCAAGGACGGAAAGGGGCUGUCGUUGUUUAAAGAGAUGCUGGCGGGUUGCGGCGCCGGCAUGUGCCAGGUCGUCGUCACCACCCCCAUGGAGAUGCUCAAGAUCCAGCUCCAGGACGCAGGCCGAGUCGCAGCCCAGCAGCAGAAGCCGGUCAUGAUGUCUCCCACCAAGCUCGCGGCCGCCAACGCCGUGCUCCGGCGCGCCUACAACUCCGACGCGGUGGUCUCGGCCCCUCGAGCAGUUUCGGCCACACAGAUUGCGAAAGAGCUGUUCCACAAGAAAGGCAUCAUGGGGCUCUACAAAGGGCUCGGGGCCACGCUGAUAAGAGAUGUCCCCUUCUCCGUCAUCUACUUCCCGUUGUUUGCCAACCUGAACAGCCUCGGCAAACCCAGCGCCGAGGAGGCGUCGCCCGUCUACUGGGCUUUCGUCUCCGGCUGUGCGGCGGGCUCCACUGCCGCGGUGGCUGUGAACCCCUGUGACGUGGUGAAGACGAGGCUGCAGACGCUGAACAAGGGGCCCAGUGAGGAGACUUACAACGGGGUUGUGGAUUGUGUGAGUAAAAUAAUGCGAAAGGAGGGGCCCGCUGCCUUCCUGAAAGGCGCCGGCUGCCGGGCUCUGGUCAUCGCGCCUCUGUUCGGCAUCGCUCAGGUCAUGUACUUUGCCGGAGUUGGCGAAUACAUCGUGGACAACACUCCUCUGAACCGCCUGUCGGCGUGAAAGCGCGCACCGACGUGCCGGCUACGCGCCGGACCUCCGCGAGCGUCGCCGGGCGAAGAACUGGCAGCUGCACGCCGUUUACAGCAACGAACAAACGACCAUCUUGUCUGGCAGCUAACGAUUUCAACUUCUGUACAGCUGUGUUGCACUGAAACACUUUUGUGACUUAUUGAGUGGGCGGGGCCAAUGUUUGCCCUGGGCCGAGGGGGCUCGGAGCUGCAGUGUUAUUCUGUCGUUGUCCCCGAGGCGGUCCCGGUUCCCUCUGUGAGGGAGGGGAGCUCACUCCAUCAAAGAGACACACACAUUUUUUCUGUGUUUUGUCUUCCAUGUCAUCCCGUUUCAUAUUUAGCAUGCGACUUUCUGAGUUGCUCAAUGCAGCAGCUUGUAUUGCGUUGUAUGUUUUGUUUGUUGUUGCUCCUUUUCCAUCGCCGUCUCGCGGAGCCUUUGGGGCACAAUUUAUUGCAACGGGAUUUUAUUUUGAAAUACAUUUCAGUAAUAACUUUUGAGUUUACACGUUUGAUGUCACUGAUUAUGAACCUUCCUCCUGACAUGGGACCAUAUGGUUUGCCAAACCAUAACGGCCCUGUUCUAUACUUGAUAUUCGCCCUACGGUUGUCUACUAACAGUCUGUGAAGUGCAGUGUUUGUGUUUUACUACCUGCAGAAACUUGAGAUGCAGUAAUGCACAUUAUCUGUUUGUUUGUCCACGUAACCUUUUUCAAUAACUAAUGCAUACCUGGACCCAUAAUACUUUUUGCUUUAUGCCUUCUUACUGUGACUGAGCAUGAACACAUGACUGUUACAAUAGUGUUUGCGAUUGCUUUUUGUACAUACCGUGUGUGUAAAUAUACAUUAAACUUUGCAAUAUA